Messenger RNA from Ectocarpus siliculosus, 2868 nucleotides. Lineage: Eukaryota; Phaeophyceae; Ectocarpales; Ectocarpaceae. The record is from the annotation of a GenBank genome assembly.
AUGCAAGCGAGGAAGAAACAAGGCUGGUCCGAUAAAGCGAAAUCCUAUGCCACUCCCACGACAUGGAGCGGUGGGGGCAAAGCAACGCCGGGGGUGGGUAGCGGUGGCGACGGAACUGCUGCAGGAUUAGGAGCGUUGACGGCUCGAUCUGAUGCUACCAGUGCGGGGGCGCUAACAGCUAGGUCUGGAGCCCGAAGUAUCAAGCCUCUUACCCUUGCGGAUGAAUGGAGAUUGCGGGACUUCAGAUUUACUGCAAUGGAACUAGAGAGAGUCAAGACGACUCCAUUUCACCGGUUGCCGCGGAAGGAGCUCAAGGCCCGCAAACUCCUCGGGCGGUUUCACGAUGGACAGGAUACGGCUCCCGCCGAGGGGUUGGCACGAGCGUCUGAGAGGCGCUGCGCCGCGGUGCGAGCCAAGGACAAGGCCGCGCGCACCACUGAGGAGAGCGAGUGGGUCGAGAUUGACAAGAAGAUAUUCCCGGAGUUCUGGCGGCAGAAGGACCGGCAGGAGGCGAGGAAAGUCCCGCGCGAGAAACGAGACAAACAAGGGUAUCAUCAAGGACAACGCGCCAGAGGCGACGAUCCUGUGGCGGAUCUGGAGAACGACAAGCUAAGGGUUCGAGAACUGCUGCUCGCUUUCAACGGUCCGAUUUCAACUUUCGCAAAGGAGAGAGCUCGGUGGGACAGCCGCAAGGUCCUGGAUGGCGAGCUCCUUACCAUGACCUCUAGCAAGCGGAUCGCCCAGUUUGUGGCCACACGUCGCCGCGCGGUCGAAGCUUGCGGUCGGGACAACACCGAUCUGGGACGGCCGCCGGGCCCUGAUGCUAAGGUCAUCGCACUGCUGCGCGAGCUCAUUACCGCAAAGGCCAUCGAUUCCAAGUACAUGGACACCAAAGCCGCGCACAACACCGCGCAGAGGUUCAAUACGGAGCACUAUGCCAAGGAGCUAGAACGAGACAUUGCGUCCCAGCUGCGGGAGCAGAUACUGGAGAGAGAGCGAGCCAUGGUUCACGAGACGAAGGGCGGUACCUACGAGGACGCCAGCGUUAGCGAUAGUUCCGACGACGACGCCGAAAACUGGGAGACGGAAACACCACCACCGGGGGCUCCGUUGGUGGACAAGGUCAAACGAGUUGACGCGAGCUUCCGAGGGGGGCCAACGGGCAAUUCUCGCUCGCCUAGGAAAACGGGCAAGGUCACCGACUCCACUCGUGGCGCUGAAUCGCAGAAUUUCUCGGCGGCGGCAAGGACUAGAAGCAGUGUUGGUCAUGGUUCCACGGCAACUAGUGAUAAACAUUCUGCGCCGAAUUUCGGCGGCAGUGGUAGAGGUGGCAGCGAUUGGGCGAAAGGCGAGGGUGAAGUUCAAGAAAAAGACGCUAGUAGCUGGCAACGUCUUCCCGCCGUGCAAGAGUUUACGCAAGAAGAGGUGGAAGACCUCAUCGGCGAAGAUCCUUCGUGGGAGGGCUGCCGAGCGUGCCUAACGAUCCCCUGUCGGUGGAGUUCGUGCGUGGACUACCGCUCCGUUAGUGCGAGGAAAACGCAGAUACGAGACGAGCUGUUCCGGCUAAUCGGACUGUGGGAUUUGGAUGAAGUGGUGACCGUCCUCCCGCUGAGUUGCGUACGGGGCGGGCCUACCACCCUCCCAAGGAAUGAAGCCAUCAGCGAACUCAGGUGGGAGGCGAAAGAACUUGACCGCCAACUGCACCUCGCCGCUGUCGACAAGGAGCUGCACGACGCCUACGUCUGCAAGGCAGAGGCUAUCGAGGUCAAGUCGCUGCACGAGUAUUCCACGCUGAUGUGGACCAAGGACGCGCAGGUGGCGUUGUCGAAGGAAAGGGAGCUGACCCUGGCGAGAACGACCACCCAAGAGGUGGUCGACGACCUCUUGGAGUCGAUGUUGGACGGCUGGGUGUUUGGGGAGCGGCAAGCGGAGCACGCCGCAGCCGGCAUAAUUCCCGCGGUCAAGGCGUCCGACCCCCUCCGACCCGGGGAUCAAAGACGGGCGGUGGCAUAUCUCGAUCACCGGCAUCGCUUGCGGAGGGUGGCGCAUGCUCAGGGUAAGCAACUCCCCGAGGAGAUCAAGGGAACACAUCACUCCAAGGCGCUACCCAUCGACGACAUCGCCCAGCAGCGCAUUAUUGAAGGCCGUGCAAGCAAGAAGAAAGAAGACCAGAAGCACCUCUUGCGAGAGACGGAGAACACUAUGAAGUUCGGCCUGUUCUCGAUGGUGCAGGGCUACCUGCAUGCAAUGACCCUAGUAAAGAGGGAGAAGGAAGCGUGGUCGUGCAAAGGGGACGUGAUGACCAAGGAGGGCACCAGCUUCCGCCCGCCCCUGACCUCGGAGCGGAAGAAGAUGGUUCAGGAAGUGGUUAAGGCUCGAGAGCGAGCGGCCGCGCAGAAGAAGUUCUUAGAUCGUGCUCGGAAGGCUGAAGACCGCGGGGCGCUCCGAGAGGCGAAGAACAAGCGGCGCGUGUCGCAGCGCAAGGCCAUGAGAGUGCUUGAGAGUAGGGAGAGAGAGAAGGCGUCUAGGAACAUACAGCGAGUGUUCCGUGGAUUCCGCGGUAGGGUCUUCGCCCAGCGCUGGGCCUUCAAGCGCGCGGAGAUAGAGGCUCUUAAGUCUGUCUUACACGAGGCUGCCGUGAACAUCCAGAGGGCCUACCGUGGACAUCUCGGCCGCGUGGAAGCAACGGAGGUGCGCAUGGAGUUGGCGGAGUACAUCGCGGAUAUCCGAGUGAAGGAGGCAGAGAGCGACAUCGAUGAUUUCUGGAAGACGCACAAGCUCAAGGCAACCAAGGACGAAGUCAAGAAGAAGCUACUCAACACAGUGGGCCAGCCCCUGCUGGCCCUGCGCAGGAGGAAGCUGCAGUAG